AUGCGCUGCUGCUGCCCCCUGGCGGCUCCUCUGCAGAACCACCACAACACGGUAAAGCGCGCCCUCCAGCGGCCGCAGGAGAUCACUGCAAACACACAAGACGAAAACUACAUCCGAAGCAGCACGAUGGCCUCAGAGUGCGAUGUGGCGUCUGAGAUUGAGGUGCUGCAGUCCAUCUACCUGGAUGAGCUGCAAGUGGACAGGACACAGGAUGGACAGUGGGAGGUGCGUCUGGUGCUGCACCCAUCCACAGCUGAGGACGCAGUGUCUCAGUUCGUCCGCCUCACGCUCACACUGACUCUGGACAAAAGCUACCCGCUGUCAUCUCCCUCCAUCUCCAUCCACAAUCCCAGAGGCCUCUCCGACGACAAGAUUCUCAGUGUGCAGAGGUGCCUCCAGGACCAGGCUCAGGCCAGCGUGGGUUCUCCAGUCUUGUACCAGCUCAUUGAGAAAGCAAAGGAAAUCCUCACAGAGAGCAACAUUCCUCAUGGGAACUGUGUCAUCUGCCUCUACGACUUUAAGGAGGGGGAGACUCUGACCAAAACACUCUGUUAUCACUACUUCCACUCUCACUGUUUGGGACGUUAUAUUCGGCAUUCAGAGCAGGAGCUGCAGCAACGACAGAAGGAGAUGGAAGAGGACAAGACCAGAGACGCACACACUCAGGAGUUGAGUGUGGUCUGUCCCGUCUGCCGAGAGCCACUGGACUAUGACGUGUCCCACCUGCUGAGCUGCCCUGCUCCACUGCUGCCAGAGGUGAACGAGGCGCUGAUGACCUCAGAGUUUCAGCUGAAGUGGAACGAGCUGCAGAGGAUUCUGGACAAACAGAGAAACAAGGGAGGAAUUAUUGACCCAGAGGAGGAGUCCAACCGCUUCCUGAUCCACAUACAGACCCCCGCUGCCACAGACGCCUCCCACUUGGAUUCACCUCCAGACGUUCCCCCUCCUCUUAGCACAGAGCCCAGCCCUGCCUGUCCUCCCAGCAUGCAUCAGUGCAGCCCUGCCUGUCCUCCCAGCAUGCAUCAGUCCAACAGCCGAGGCUGGAGGCGUGGGAGGCCCAUCACGGAGCAGCUGGACACUCUGUCUCUCAGUCGGCCUCCACACUCUCGGAUCCUGAGCUCCAAAGAAGACUCCAGGCCCCCUGAGGCCACGAUGGAAGCCCCCAGAAGUGCCUCAGAGAGGGGGUACCGCGGCAGGAGGAGGGGCCCUCAGCGCCAUAGCCAAACCAGGCACCAUCACUGGGACAGCAGAGGGGCUCACUCCCAGUGCUACAGAGGCCCAAAGAACCAGCGCAGAGGCCCCCACAGACCCCCAGUGGAGCAGGACAGGACCCGGGAGGAGGUGCUAUGA
Molecule: messenger RNA, 1350 nt
Organism: Knipowitschia caucasica
Lineage: Eukaryota; Metazoa; Chordata; Actinopteri; Gobiiformes; Gobiidae
Source: the annotation of a GenBank genome assembly